This is a messenger RNA of Staurois parvus, 708 nucleotides long. The record is from the annotation of a GenBank genome assembly. NCBI's taxonomy places the organism in Eukaryota, Metazoa, Chordata, Amphibia, Anura, Ranidae.
UUUAAAGGGUGCCUCGGGAUUGUCCAUAAAUGUAAAGGGUGCCUCGGGAUUGUCCAUAAAUUUAAAGGGUGCCUCGGGAUUGUCCAUAAAUUUAAAGGGUGCCUCGGGAUUGUCCAUAAUUUUAAAGGAUGCCUUGGGACUGUCCAUAAAUUUAAAGGGUGCUGUGGGACUGUCCAUAAUUUUAAAGGGUGCCUCGGGAUUGUCCAUAAAUGUAAAGGGUGCCUCGGGAUUGUCCAUAAUUUUAAGGGGUGCCUCGGGAUUGUCCAUAAUUUUAAAGGGUGCCUCAGGAUUGUCCAUAAUUUUAAAGGGUGCCGUGGGACUGUCCAUAAUUUUAAAGGAUGUCUCGGGAUUGUCCAUAAAUUUAAAGGGUGCUGCGGGACUGUCCAUAAUUUUAAAGGGUGCCUCGGGACUGUCCAUAAUUUUAAAGGAUGCCUCGGGACUGUCCAUAAAUUUAAAGGGUGCCACGGGACUGUCCAUAAUUUUAAAGGGUGCCGCGGGAUUGUCCAUAAUUUUAAAGGGUGCCGCGGGAUUGUCCAUAAUUUUAAAGGGUGCCUCGGCAUUGUCCAUAAAUGUAAAGGGUGCCUCGGGAUUGUCCAUAAAUGUAAAGGAUGCCUCGGGAUUGUCCAUAAUUUUAAGGGUGCCUUGACUGAAAAAAGGUUGAGAACCACUGGUCUUACCAUUACAAAUUGGCCCUUGUCAAAGUCACUA